Molecule: messenger RNA, 1395 nt
Organism: Naegleria lovaniensis
Lineage: Eukaryota; Heterolobosea; Eutetramitea; Acrasida; Naegleriidae
Exons: 2
Coding region: 1-1395 (464 amino acids)
Source: RefSeq, a predicted model, not a curated record
AUGACUCCAUCCAACAACGUUUCUCUUCAUCCUUCUCUGCAUUUCGAACAGCAACAACAAGAACGAUCGAAAUCAAAUCUAAAACCUCAACUCGUUCGAACUUGUAGCGAUCAUCAUCCUACCAACCAACUUGUCAAAAUUCAACUCUGGGAUUUGAUCAUUCCUCAUCAUGAUUCUUUCCAACCAUUAUUCGAUCAUGUUAACAAUUCUCAAACUCCUUUCCAUCGUGAUUCUUUUCAACCUUGGUGUUACCAAUUACUUCGAUUCAAAAUGUCUCCUCAUACUCCUUCAUGCCCUCCAUCAUUGAGUCGCCUUCUCAAUGGUACCUCUUUUUCAUGUCAUUUCCAUCAUGUUCAUUCCUUUCAUGGAAAUUUCAAUUCUUCACACAACCACACGUGUUGGAAUUCUUCGAACUCAACGAAUACCAACACCAACACCAUACCUUCAAACUCAACAAGUUCCAUCUCCUUUCAAUCUCCCUAUGAUGUGAAAAUUUCAUAUUCUCUUCAUUGUAUUUUGAUUAGUGAUUAUUUGGAUCGAUCGAUUCAUGUAUUUGAAUUAAAUUCGAAACAAUAUCGAUCGACAUUGCGAAUGCAAUUGCAUAAUCCAAAAUUUUUAUGUAUUGCCGAGUCGUAUACGACAAGAAUGGAAAAGUCAGGGAAAUUUCAUUCGAGAGAUUUGGAAGAUGCCUUAAUAAUGGAUGUUGGAAGAGGAAGAAUUCGAAUGUUUGAUUUGAGAAGAUUACUGACACGUCAUGCAAAAUCAGUGCUAAAUAAUGAGCACGUUCAUGUUGAAACAAGAACAUUUUCACAACAUGAUGCCUUGGAUGGAAAUGAGAAUUCUAGCCCAAACUAUAUAUGGCAAUCCAAUGAUUUUAAAUUUCCAAGAGGAAUUCAAGUUUCGAUGGAAAUUGGUCACGUGUUUUUGAGUCGAAUUGAAAUUUCAAGACCUCAUGCUGUGGACUUGUUGAUUUCACAUGACGCGAAGAAUUCUUUUCAGAAUCUGACUCUUGUCGUGAGUAGCGAUCAGGAUGGAAUUCAAAUCUUGACUCAGUCUCUACAUGACCAUUCAAAUUCCUCCAAUCUCCAAUUCAUGAACUCUUCUUGGAUUCGUUCAUCCAUUCGAUUUGAAGAAGAACGAUUACCAGACGACGAUGAUUAUGGUCCCAUUCAUCCAUUUUCACUUGUAGUGGAUAAAGUUGGUAAUCCAAUGACAACAGAAAAGCAUGUCGUUGUGAGUGAUAGUUAUCAUCACAGAAUGAAAGUUUAUUCUCUUCAUACUGGAAAGCUUGUGAAAACUUUUGGAAAAUUUGGAGAAGGACCAUCGAAUGAAUUUAAAUGCACUUUUGGAUUGUGUUUGAAUGAGUGGAGUGGAGAAUUGUUGGUAUGUGAUUAA